Molecule: messenger RNA, 1458 nt
Organism: Emericellopsis cladophorae
Lineage: Eukaryota; Fungi; Ascomycota; Sordariomycetes; Hypocreales; Bionectriaceae
Product: Hexokinase-like protein
Exons: 4
Coding region: 1-1458 (485 amino acids)
Biological process (GO): intracellular glucose homeostasis; glucose 6-phosphate metabolic process; glycolytic process
Cellular component (GO): mitochondrion; cytosol
Molecular function (GO): ATP binding; glucokinase activity; D-glucose binding
Source: RefSeq, a predicted model, not a curated record
AUGACUUCUCCAACUGUCCCUAUCGACCAGUUCCUGCAACCCCUCCACGUCGACGUAGACGGCAUCUAUGAGCUCUCACAGCUCUUUCUCUCAAACUUCGACGACCUUGCCGCACACUCUGAAUCUCAGUUUCUGCCGACCCCGAUCUCGGACUCUAUCCUACGCCCUGUCAGCAUCAGUAACAAGGACGCAUACCAUCUGGCUAUAGACAUUGGGGGCACCAAUCUCCGGGUCGGCUUCGUGCAACGGCUUGGAAAGCAGGCGCCAUCCGACGGUGAGAAUGGAACACCACCUCGAACACGACGCCUCCUAGAGCAGCACUGGUCCAUAGACGAACACUUGAAGAAUGAUAACGCCGAGAAACUUUUCGCCUGGAUCGGAAAGUGCAUCGCCACGGUGGUAGAGGAAGGCUGCUCUCAACUCGAGGUAUCGAGGGAGAAAGCUCUCGACCUCGGCGUGACUUUCAGCUUCCCAAUGGAACAGACGUCGCUUUCAGAAGCAAGACUGAUGACAAUGGGCAAGGGCUUUGCUGUGUCGGCCAAUGUUGAUCUGGGCUCUCGGCUCCUUGAUGGCUACAACAACUCCAGGGGCGACCGACUUCCACCUAUGCGCAUAGCUGCCAUUGCGAACGACUCGGUCUCCACGCUAGUAUCAUUCAUUUACGAAUUUGAUGAGAGUGUCAAGAAACGUGCCAGCAUGGGCCUUAUCCUAGGUACCGGCUGCAAUGCAACAAUACCUCUCAAGCUAAGUCAGCUGAAACCAAGCAAGCGGCCGGCCAAUGUGAGCUUGUUACCCGGCGAGCGCGUCGACGAUGUGAAGGUAGCGAUCAACACGGAAUGGAGCAUCAAUGGCUCCGUGCCGCCGCUGAGGAAGAUGAAUCUCAUCAGCCGCUGGGAUGAGGUGGUGGACUCGCACAACGAGACUCCGGGGUUCCAGCCUAUGGAGUAUAUGACUGCCGGACGAUAUUUGGGCGAGCUAGGUCGGGUUGUAUUUGUGGACUUUCUCACGAGCGUACGAGGCGUGCCUGAGAAGGAUAUCCCAGAGCGGUUAUUGCAGCCGUAUGGCAUGAGCACCAGCUUCCUGAGCCACUUCAAACCCUUGGAGCCCAGGCUCUUGUUGCAGCAGCUUGAGAAGGCAUUCCCGACCGACAAAGGCACUCAUGGUAUCUCGUGGACUGAAGAGCUUGCGGUAUUUCUGUUCAAGAUAGCCAAAGCCAUCGAAGUGCGUGCAGCUGGCAUUGUUGCUGCUGCCACAGUCGCUCUACUGACCCUGGGCGGCGAGCUUCCACAAGACUACCUGACGGACUGCCAGUCGUUCAUCGACCAGUUGCUGGCAAGGAUAUUUGGAAACGGGCAGAGUCCAGCCAAGGUGGUUCUGAGCCCCUGCCACAAUGGCGGUGUCAUUGGUGCAGGGAUUCUCGUGGCUGCAGCGUCUGCCAGUGAGAGUGCGCAAGUCUAA